This is a messenger RNA of Sorex araneus (European shrew), 2733 nucleotides long. RefSeq names its product chloride channel accessory 1 (gene CLCA1). Lineage: Eukaryota; Metazoa; Chordata; Mammalia; Eulipotyphla; Soricidae. The coding region runs from base 1 to 2733 and encodes 910 amino acids. The transcript has 14 exons. Gene Ontology annotation, biological process: chloride transport. The record is from RefSeq and is a predicted model, not a curated record. Gene Ontology annotation, molecular function: intracellularly calcium-gated chloride channel activity.
AUGGAGCUGCUUAAGAGUUCAGUUUCCAUUCUGGUCCUUUAUUUUCUGAGAGGAGUCCUAAGUAAUUCACUCAUUGAGUUGAAUAACAAUGGCUAUGAAGGCAUUGUUAUUGCUAUUGACUCUAAUGUGCCAGAAGAUGAAACACUCAUUCAACAAAUAAAGGAUAUGGUGAAUGAGGCCUCUCCAUAUCUGUUUGAAGCUACAGAAAAAAGAUUUUAUUUCAAAAAUGUUGCCAUUUUGAUUCCUGAAAAAUGGAAGACAAAACCCGAGUAUAAGAGACCCAAACUUGAAACCUACAAAAAUGCUGACAUUCUUGUCACUGAACCUAAUACUCCAGGUAAUGAUGAACCCUACACCGAGCAGAUGGGAAACUGUGGAGAGAAGGGCGAGCGGAUUUAUUUCACCCCUGACUUUAUAGCAGGGAAAAAGUUGGCUGAACAUGGACCACAAGGAAGAGCAUUUGUCCAUGAAUGGGCUCAUCUGCGAUGGGGAGUAUUCAAUGAGUACAAUGAUAACCAGAGAUUCUACUCAUCUAAAGGAAAAAUAAAACCAGUAACAUGUCCAUCAACUAUUACUGGUGAAAAUAAGGAAAAAAAAUGCUCAGGAGGCAGCUGUUUUGACAGACCAUGCAGACCCGACAGAGUCACGGGAUUGUACACUAAGGACUGCCGUUUCCUGCCCCACGCUGUCCAGAGAGAUAAGACUUCCAUAAUGUAUUUACAAAGCCUGAUGUCUGUGGUGGCAUUUUGUACAGAAAAAAACCACAAUAAAGAAGCCCCAAACCAGCAAAACCAAAAGUGCAAUCUCCGAAGCACGUGGGAAGUGAUUCGUGAUUCUGAGGACUUUAAGAAAACCACUCCUAUGACAACACAGCCCCCUAAGCCCACCUUCUCACUGCUGCAGAUUGGGCAAAGAAUUGUGUGCUUGGUUCUUGAUAAGUCUGGAAGCAUGAGCAUUGAUAACCGCCUUAACCGACUGUCUCAAGCAGGCAAACUUUUCCUGCUGCAGACAAUUGAGCAAGGAUCCUGGGCUGGAAUGGUGGCAUUUGACAGUGCUGCCUCUGUGAGAAGUGAGCUCAUACAGAUCAACAGUGGCACUGAGAGAGACAAACUAAUUAAAAGCUUGCCCACUUCAGCUUCAGGAGGAACAUCCAUCUGCAGUGGACUUCGAUUAGCAUUUACUGUGAUUAAGAAGAAAUUCCCAAUAGAUGGGGCUGAAAUAGUGCUACUGACUGAUGGAGAGGACAGCACUAUAAGUGGAUGCUUCGGGGAAGUGAAAAAUAGUGGAGCCAUUAUCCACACUGUUGCCUUGGGGCCCUCUGCAGCCAAAGAACUAGAGGAGCUGUCUAAAAUGACAGGUGGUAUACAGACAUAUGCUUCAGAUCAGGCUCAGAACAAUGGUCUUAUUGAUGCUUUUGGCACCUUUACUUCAGGAAAUGGAGCUGUUUCCCAACGUUCCAUUCAGCUUGAGAGUAAGGGACUGACCCUCCAGAACAGUCAGUGGAUGAAUGGCACAGUAACUAUGGACAGCACUGUAGGAAAGGACACACUCUUUCUUGUCACCUGGACAUCAGGGACUCCCAACAUCUUUCUCUGGGAUCCCAGUGGAAAGAAACAAGAAGGCUUUGUAGUGGAUACACAAACAAAAAUGGCUUACCUUCAGAUCCCAGAUAAUGCCAAGGUUGGCAUUUGGAAUUACAGCCUGCAAGCAAGCUCACAAACCCUGACUUUGACUGUUACCUCCCGUGCAUCGAAUGCUUCUUUGCCUCCCAUAACAGUCACCUCUAAAAUGAACAAAGACACGGGCAAAUUCCCUAGCCCUAUGAUAGUCUAUGCAAAGAUUCACCAAGGAGCUAAGCCAAUUCUCAGGGCCAAUGUCACAGCCCUGAUAGAAUCAGCAAGUGGCAAAACAGUUACCUUGGAAUUAUUGGACAAUGGAGCAGGUGCUGAUGCUACCAAAAAUGAUGGCAUAUAUUCAAGGUAUUUUACAACUUAUAGUGAAAAUGGUAGGUACAGUGUAAAGAUACGAGCUUUGGGAGGAAAAAAUACAGCCAGACAAAAGGUGAUGCCCCAGCAGAACGGAGCCAUGUAUAUUCCCGGCUGGAUUGAGAAUGGGGAAGUGAAAUGGAAUCCGCCAAGACCGGAAAUUAAUACAGAUCUUCAAGGCAAACAAGUGUGUUUCAGCAGGACAUCCUCAGGAGGCUCAUUUGUGGCUUCUGAUGUCCCAAAGAAUCCCAUACCUGAUCUCUUCCCACCUUGUCAAAUCACCGACCUGAAGGCCAAAAUCCAAGGGGACAAUAUUAAUCUGACCUGGACAGCUCCGGGGGAUGACUACGACUAUGGAAGAGCUUACAAGUAUAUCAUUGGAAUAAGUACAAAUAUCCUUGACCUCAGAGACAAGUUCAAUGAAUCACUUCAAGUGAACACUACAGAUCUCAUCCCUCAGGAAGCCAACUCCAAGGAAGUUUUUGUGUUUAAACCAGAAAACAUCGUUUUUGAAAAUGGCACCAAUAUUUUCAUUGCAAUUCAGGCUGUUGAUAAGGCUAAACUUAAGUCAGAAAUAUCCAACAUUGCACAAGUUUCUGUAUAUAUUCCCCCUGAGGUUCCUCCAGAGACAUCUAUUCCUCUUCCUUGCCCUGAUGUUCAUGUUAAUAGCACCAUUCCUGGCAUUCAUAUUUUAAAAGUGAUGUGGAAAUGGUUAGGAGAAUUACAGCUGUCAGUGGAUUUGCACUGA